Messenger RNA from Notodromas monacha, 444 nucleotides. The record is from the annotation of a GenBank genome assembly. Lineage: Eukaryota; Metazoa; Arthropoda; Ostracoda; Podocopida; Cyprididae.
AUGGCGGCGCCAUCUGAUCUAUACCGUCGGCCGAUGGGAGGGGGAAUAUUGGAACGCCACGCCCCUCGUUCGCCCAAUCACGUCGCAGGAAUGAACAGCCUUCACCCCGCCCACAAACGCGGAGCACAAUUGUCUCCUGGUGGACGGCAUUCACCGGGUUCGGACACAAUGAAUUCAAACCCUGGGCAUCAAAAUCAGGGAAAUCCGAAUGACCCGAACCUUCGUCGGUAUCGAACAGCGUUCACUCGAGACCAGAUUGGGCGAUUAGAAAAGGAAUUUGUCAAAGAAAACUACAUCAGUCGACCACGGCGAUGCGAAUUGGCAAAUGAACUCAAUUUGCCCGAAUCUACUAUCAAGGAUGCGUCAUGUUCUCGAUUGUCCAUUUUCCGGCGCGGAAAAUUGAAUCGAGACCCAGGGAAAAGAGAUUUCCAUGAUCUGAAUUGA